Messenger RNA from Drechmeria coniospora, 894 nucleotides. Its product is annotated as PQ loop repeat protein. The coding region runs from base 1 to 894 and encodes 297 amino acids. Lineage: Eukaryota; Fungi; Ascomycota; Sordariomycetes; Hypocreales; Ophiocordycipitaceae. The record is from RefSeq and is a predicted model, not a curated record. Gene Ontology annotation, biological process: retrograde transport, endosome to Golgi; phospholipid translocation. The transcript has 3 exons. Gene Ontology annotation, cellular component: trans-Golgi network; endosome.
AUGGGUUGGUUCGCGGGCUGCAUGGCCUAUGUGGCGCCCUUCUUCAUCAUCAUGUCGCCGAUCCUGUCGUACGGCGACCAGGCGCUGUCGAUGCACCGGAAGCGAUCGAGUGCCGGCUUCUCCCUCGACAUCCCGCUCAUCAUGCUCAUCGCCUCGAUGCUCAGAAUCUUCUACUGGCCCGGAGCCCGGUUCGACGCGAGCUUACUGGUGCAGUCGCUCAUCAUGGUCGCCGUCCAGCUCCUGCUGCUCAAGAUUGCCCUCGACCACAGGCCCGCUCCGUCAUCAAAGGGAGGCGAGGCCAGCACGCCGUUCGCAGCCUUGCAGAACGAAGGCUGGUUCUCCGCCCAGCGACCGUACAACUUCUGGCAGUGGAGGUCUCACAAGCCGUACUGGCAAUUCGUCGUCUACCUGCUCGGCGCCCUCAUCGUCUGCGAGCUGCUCCUGUCGACCAUGCCACCCGUCUACGCCAUGUACUCCAUGUUCAUCGGAUACGUGGGCCUCUCGGUCGAGGCGACGCUGCCGAUCCCCCAGCUGUUGGCAAACUCGCAGACAAGAUCCUGCAAGGGGUUCCGCCUCUCGCUCCUCGUCGCCUGGAUCGGCGGUGACGCCAUGAAGGUCUUUUGGUUCUUCACCGCCACGUCGGAGAUUCCGGUAGCCUUCAAGGUCUGCGGCCUGUUCCAGGCAGCCUGCGACUGCCUGCUGGGCGUGCAGUAUCUCAUGUACGGCGAGGGCGAGGGCGAUGUCGAGAGCGGCGGCGAUGGAACGGCCAAGGGGCACCUGCUGGAGGAGGGCCAGUGGUCAAGCGCGUACAAGCCGGGUCCCAUGCGACCGCAUAGCAGGAGCAUCUCACCCUCGAGGCGGCCAGGGCUCUUCAGCGACUCCGAGGUGGAAUAG